This is a messenger RNA of Porites evermanni, 9969 nucleotides long. The record is from the annotation of a GenBank genome assembly. Lineage: Eukaryota; Metazoa; Cnidaria; Anthozoa; Scleractinia; Poritidae.
CCGAAUUCUUUUCGGCAACACAACUGCGUCCAAGAUGGAUUCUAUUCACGAGAGUUUUGAGUACCUAGACAACGGCGAAGAUCUUUCCUUUAACAGGAGCCAUAGUAGUAUGGUAAAUGGCUAUUCGGACCACAAGCCUGAUUUUGAUGACGCGAAUGAAAUAAGACAAAACUUGAGAUCCGCAAUGAAAGGAGCUCGACAGCGUAUUGCAAAUCUUCGAUUGGACCUGGAAGAAAAGUGUGUGAGCUGUAAUUAUUAUGCUUGUAAUUGCUUUACGUUUUUAGUGCCAUAUGUAAUAUAAUUCUUGAGCGUUUGUAGUAUUAAGCUGAGUAUCUCGAGUGUAUAAAUUCCUAAGCUCUUGUUUUCAAGGGAUUGUUUGUUUCGAUAUGAUACGUGAACCAGAGAGAAUCUUAGCAAAUAUUGCUCGAUAGCAACCGAGCGCUAAGACGACGCCGAUUAUAAGCUUGCGCUUACUGAUGUCAAUUUAUUGAAUACGUAUCAAAUACGUAAAUCUGUACAAAUGAAUUUAAAUGGCUACUUCCAGUGUUGUCAAAGAAGAGAUCAAAGCCUAAAAACUGGCUGUGUUUGGUGCCGAAUGUGUCAGGUACUACGUACAAGUCUUCAAAUGCCCACAGUCAAGCAAUCACUGAGUACACACCGUGAUAUGAAAAGUAUUUAAGCAUCACUUUUAAGUGAAGUUUUACUUAACUUUUUACAGUACUAUGUACAGGAACUUGAACUGACUUCCAUUUUUAAAUACUUUUUGGUGUUCGUGCUGUUUCUAAAGUUUUACAAACCACCUGCUUUUUAUGUUUUAUUUUGAACAAUAAAACAAACACAAAGAAAUGAUAUUUUUGCUGGUGGUCUAUUUAUUUUUUGUGUAUCGAUAAUUGGCUUUCAGCUGUAAAGAACAAUAUGUUAUUUUUCUUUGAGUAUCACUAUAAUUUUGUUAAAGUGACUAAACUGAAAAUUGAUAUUUCUCAAUAUAUUAAAAAAAUUACUCAUGCAUAAACCAUAAAAAUAUAUUAUGCCGGUUGAAAGCAUGAGUGGGCUUUUCUAAAACUUGUCACUUUAAUCUGAGUAUCUUUUUUGGCAAGAUGGAAAUUACAUUAUUUAAAUAUAAGUACAUUUGCACAUGUGGUUUUGUUUGUUAACCUGGCAGCAUUCAGUUAUUUCCUUUUAUAGUAAUUAUUUCACUUCUGAAUGUAAAUUAUUGUACUGUUACAAUUUUUAUUUGAUUUCCCAACCUAGACAUGAACUUUAUAAAGCUAAUGUUUUAUAUUUGUGAAUUUAAUUAACCACUCUUGAAUCUGCACAGUUGGUCAGCUGAUAUUUGGAGUGCAAAAUGUAAGAAAANUAAAACAAACACAAAGAAAUGAUAUUUUUGCUGGUGGUCUAUUUAUUUUUUGUGUAUCGAUAAUUGGCUUUCAGCUGUAAAGAACAAUAUGUUAUUUUUCUUUGAGUAUCACUAUAAUUUUGUUAAAGUGACUAAACUGAAAAUUGAUAUUUCUCAAUAUAUUAAAAAAAUUACUCAUGCAUAAACCAUAAAAAUAUAUUAUGCCGGUUGAAAGCAUGAGUGGGCUUUUCUAAAACUUGUCACUUUAAUCUGAGUAUCUUUUUUGGCAAGAUGGAAAUUACAUUAUUUAAAUAUAAGUACAUUUGCACAUGUGGUUUUGUUUGUUAACCUGGCAGCAUUCAGUUAUUUCCUUUUAUAGUAAUUAUUUCGCUUCUGAAUGUAAAUUAUUGUACUGUUACAAUUUUUAUUUGAUUUCCCAACCUAGACAUGAACUUUAUAAAGCUAAUGUUUUAUAUUUGUGAAUUUAAUUAACCACUCUUGAAUCUGCACAGUUGGUCAGCUGAUAUUUGGAGUGCAAAAUGUAAGAAAAGAAUGCCCAACCCCCCCCCCACCCCACCCACCUUUCCUUCUCUACUACUACUUCUCAUUUAUACUUCAAUGUUAGAUAUCUCUGCCAGCAGGGAAAGAGAACCACAAAUGUUACAAGUAAGCUUGGCAUAGUGAGAGAAAAAUAGGAGGAAGGAAAUACAUUCCUUAUCUUGCUCCUUUCUGUAAUUUGUUUUUCACCAUAAGAGAUCUCUGUUAGCAGGGAAAAGGAGCAACAAAUGCCACUUAGCUACUGUUUUUUUUAAAUAAUUCUUUCAUGUUGUGAAUUAUCUCCAGAGAUAAACUUCUGAGUGCAGAGAAAUCUUUGAGGCAAAAUCUUGAGGCAGAGUUAGCAGAAAAAACUGAGCAGUUGUACAAGGAAAGAGUGUCAAGUAUGCAUGGAGAUAAUGGAAGAUAUUCACCAAACCCAAUGUUAAGCAGUUUUGGAAGUGAUACCUCAUUCAGAGAAGAACUCUCAGCAGCACAACAUUUAAACCUUCAGGUAAAAUUCCUUGAAUAUUGUUGCUUUUCAUAUGAGAGCUUUCCUUACAGUUUUUAUAUAAUUUUUCCCUUUUUCUUACAUAAUUUCACCAUUCGUGUUAAAAACUGUCACUGUGUGGAACAUGUCCAAGGUGGCUUAAUGCUAAGUCAUGACUGACACCCAGGGUCUGGUUAAGUGCCAGCAACCGGCUGCAAAACUUGCUACUUUAAGGUUUGAGUCGUCCAUUUUAUUCAGAAAAAGCUGGUAAAGCAAGGCAGUGAAAGCCUCAAAUUUCCUAAAGUACUUGAUUGCCAAGCCACCUAUUUUACAUCCUAGUUGUGUACUUUAAUGUAACAACAAUCCAGGACACCAGAAUUAUUUUUGGCACUAGUAACAUUCCAGAAGUAAUUUAUUUGUUGGUUUUUAAUUUAAACGUAGUGCUAUUGAAAAUGAACAGUACAGUAAACUCUCACCUUGUGGACACUCUGCUAUAACAGACACCCUGAUAAUAAGGAUGGCAGUUACAUUCCAGCCAAACAUAAAUACAGGCAUUUGAAUGAAGUAAACUCCCGCUAUUACAGACUCUUGUUAAUGAGGACACUAACUCGAGGUCCUAAUGGUAGUGUUCACAAUAAAGGGAUUUGACUGUACUUGUUAGUUUUAACACAGGCAGCCCAAGCGCACUAUUUGUGGGUGCGGGCUUCAGAGGUCAUUUGGUCGGAAUAUACUAGAAUUAUUAGUGUAUUAUCUGAUGCCAAAUAAAUGCAAAAAGUCUUAAAGAUAUGAAGUCUUCUUGUUUGUCUUUCUGUACUAGUAGCCUUUAAGAUGACGAAAAUCGAUAUUUCUUGCAUUAUUACAUGUGAUUCGGGCCCUUAUUGUUCGAAUUUUAUCACAUGUAUUCGAAUCUACAACGCUAAGAAAAAAAAAUCAUGAUCACGCAAAAUAUUGAUUCAAAAAGCUCCCUUACCUUUAGUUCAUAGCCACUCUGUGUCCUACGGUCAGUUUAAACGCCGUUUAGUCGACUUUCUUUCCAUCGAAUACUGAACACUAUAAAAGAAGGGAAAGCUGGAGACCUUCCAACCGACCCUCGCCGCUCGAGGGCCAAUAAAUUCCAAACAAAGCGACCGAUCUCCCUAAAAUUGCCACCAGCCAGACCGAAGAGUGUAUACCUACCCGUUCGACGAGCGCCAGGUUCUAAAUUCGGCUGCAUGAGCUCAAGGAGCGCUGCAUUUCGCAUUUCGCAUUUCGCACACUAAUAAUUCUAGUAUAUUCCAACCAAGUGACCUCUGAAGCCCGAACCCACAAAUAGUGCGCUUGGGCUGCCUGUGGUUUUAAUUGACAGACUGAAAGCUGUACAAAGCGUUACCCUUUCAAUGUUAUUAUUUGCAGCUAACAGAUAAGCUUACCAAAGCAGAAGCAGAAAUUCAAGCAUCUAAGAUGAGUCGAGAUGACUUGUUAGCUCAAACAGAGUCUCAAAUAGCUGCUCGAGGAGCAGGUAGAAAUUGAUUUUAAUUCUUGUCAAAUCAGUAGAGUUCAGCUCAUGUGUAAUCUAAUUUUUGUAUAUAUUAUUAAUGGUUAGAACUCUUGCACCACUUUGGCACCAUGUCAGGUAAGCUACAUACACAUGUAGUGAUAUCCUUCAGGCAGGCUAGAGUUUUUUUUUCAGUUUUCAUGAAUAACGUGUCAUGGCUAGUACAGUUUGAAAGGAAUCAUGUUCAAGGACAUGUUAAGUGGUCUUGCCAAAGCAACUACAGACUCCUGUUGCUUCAAAACUUCAAGGGAAAUAGAAAAAAGUUCAAGUCAUCUGGAGUUUGAGUUAUCGAGAGUAAAAUUAUAUAGAAAAUUAUCUCAAGGGAAAUGAAAAUUGCUUCAAGUUAGCGGGAGUUCGAGUUACAGAGGGUUAGAGUUACUGGGAGUCGACUGUAUAGCGUUAAAUGGAUGCUAUCUGGUACCUCGCACCAGUUAUCAAAAAGUUGGCUCAAGUAAAAUAGUAUUGCUAACAGCCUCUGACAAAACUACUGUGAUAAUCUAAGUAAAUCGCUUUUAAUUUACACUGAUGGAACACUGAUGUUUAUGUUUUGAUCAAUUUUUUCAGCUCUUGUUGAAAAAAUCUACCAGGCUCAAAAAGAACGUGAUGCAGCAAUGAAUGCAAGACUGAAGAUGGCUUACAGUGAGCGUGAGGAAUUAUUGGAUAAACUAAGAAGAACUGAAAGAGAACAUACAGGGUAUGAAAAUAUGCUUUCAUUUUUCCUUCUUGUUUUGCCAUGUAGGAGGCCCUUGCAAUACUUCUAGGUACCCCAUGCUGAACUUGGAUAAGCUCCUGCCAGCUGUAUUGGCCCUAUAGAGUACCGAAGUGUGACGUCAUAGAAAAUGAAAUUUGUGAAAUUAUGGGAUUUGUUAAGAUAUUCUGAAAGAACAACGUCCAAGACGCCUACUCGCCAAAAAUUAGCAAUUUGGGGCAGAUUGUCUCUGAGAUAUUAGCCCAGUUAUGCUCCGAUGACUCCAUUCAAAUCCUUCUAAAUCUUACCUGGUUCCUAAUCUUAUGAACCGAGCCAAAUUUAGAAGGAUUUGUAUGGAAUCAUUAGACAGCAUCACUGGGCUAAUAUCUCAGAGACAAUUUGCCCCCGAAUUGCUAAUUUUUAGCGAGAAGGCGUCUUGGACGUUGGUCUUUCAGAAUAUUUUAACAAAUCCCAUAAUUUCACAAAUUUCAUUUUUAUGACGUCAUCACUUCGGUACUCUAUUCAACACCGUUACUAAGGGUGUUUUCCUAAAGUCAGAACUGACCAGCUGGAGGGGUCAUAUUUGAAAAUGAAAUGUUAACUUUUUCUUAAAAUCUUCACUUAAACCUACCGCAGCCAACCAUUGAACUGGCUGGAUAGUUGUGAUUAAAAGUGGAAUUCUCUUUCAACUGAACUGGUCUGGUUGGCCAGUUCUACCUAGUGGAGAGAGCCUGAGCCCUAAGAUUUCAGGAGUAAGGUAUAUGCAAUUAGUAGGUGGGGGAUUGAACUGCUAGAAAGUUCUUUUGGUCAUAUUGUCAUGUUCGAUUUUGAUGAGAGUUGCAGAGGGUCACACUUGUAGUAGCCAGGGAAAAUACCCAGCCCACAGGCCUAAGUCAGAGCCCUGCUCAUUGAUCCAAAUCACACCAUUACCUUUUUUUCUAUGCUAACUAGUAUUUUUAAGUUAUUAAGAAGGUCAGCCUAUGCCUCACAUUCACUCAAAAAUUAGUACUAAGUCCACUUUUGUAAAAUGGUCUAUUCGAUCUACAGCAAUGGCUAUUACAAUACUGACACCUAGAUCUGUGGCUUUGUUAAUAUUGUUUUGUUUCAUUCUUGUUAUACAGUUUUGAUUCUGGUGUUGAUAGUGUCUAUGAUGAAGAAGAAUCCGAACCAGUAAGUGUUCUUAACCAUUUAAGCCCUAAGAGUGAUCAACGUCAAAUUUCUCCUUGUAAUAUCAAUGCUUUGUAAAACAGAUUGGUCAUGAGAAUAAAGGACAUGAUCACAUAAUACGAAUUUGCUUGAUAUUUUAUCAACUUCUCCCCACUACCUCUGUAGGAAAUGAAUAGGGGCAACAAAUGAGAAUUCAAAUUUUGAUGUUAGGGUUUAAAGGGUUAAUCUUCCCUUACUUUGUACUAACAAAGAAAGCUUCAAGCUAUAGUUGUACAUUAUUCUGAAUAUUAAAACAUUAAAAUAAAAUUGUAUUUAUAUUUUUUCAACAGACCAUGAGAUCUUUACUUGGUAGAAUAGCCUCUUCUGAAACUCCUGAAUCAAUUGACAAACAUGGUAAUUUAAUGGCUUACAAGAUAAGGACAGUACAGAAAAACAGAAAGAAAAUGGUGACGGAAGAACUUAAAGCUGUUAUCGCUGAAAGAGAUGCGGCUGUGGAAAAGGUCAAUUCUCAGAUUGCUUGAUUUUAACCUUUUAAGUCCCAAUAGUGACCAACAACAAGUUUCUCCUAACAAUAUCCAUACAUUGUCAAGAGAUAAAGUUAUGAGAAUUAAUAAAAUGAUCGUAAUAGAGAAAAUUCCAUGACCUUUUAUCAAAUUCUCUUAACUAAUUCUUAAAGGAGAUGUAUGGAGAUCAGUUUGGAGAAUUUGUACGAGGAUAUCGGGGCUUAAAGGGUUAACAGUCUGUUGAAGGUUCUAAUUAAUAGAGCCAAAGUAUGAGUUUGUUGUACUUCACAAGAAGUUCUAGUUCUUUUGCUUAACUCUCAUUGUGUUGCUGUGAGAUUUAACUGCGCUGAGUUCUGCUUGGGCGGGCUAAACAAAUACUUUGUAUGCUUACACUGUAAGAUCAUGUUCACUGAAGUAAUUCCGUAUCUUUUUUCAUUUUGCAGUCAAAGGCACUGGAAGCAGAGGUCAUCAAUCUCCGGAAAGAAAUUGAAAUAAUGAAAAACCAGCACAAGUUAAUUGAUAGACAAAGGCUUAAGGCCAUUCAGGUAAAGUAUACACUGCCAGAUCACACCAUAUCUUCAGGAAUAUCAAUUUUCAGGAAAAAACAUUCUAUGCAGGCUCACAAAGGGAGCUUUUGGGUUUGACAAGCAUGGAUGUAAAAGAAUUUAAAUUAACAGACUACCGUUGAUGAUUGAGGUAUACACACUUAAUAGAUGAGAGUUGAGAUUCUUUAUCUGAAACGUUUUGUUUAUUGGUGGAAAUAAAGUGGAGGGCUUUGUCAUGUGUUCCUUCCCCAUGUUGGGGAGGAUUGCAUGACAAGCCAAAAGGAUAUUUGAGUGGGAGGCUAUAAAAAAGUUGGCAUAAUUCAGCGUUUCCAGGUAGACCAUAAUGCACCAUUUAUCCCCCAAAAUUUUACACAAUCAUUGUCUUCGAUUUCUCUUGCAACAACUAUAACACCCAGGAGAAUCUGGAAACAUUGGUUAUGAAAAAUUUAGGGGGUCAAANAUUUUGCAGUCAAAGGCACUGGAAGCAGAGGUCAUCAAUCUCCGGAAAGAAAUUGAAAUAAUGAAAAACCAGCACAAGUUAAUUGAUAGACAAAGGCUUAAGGCCAUUCAGGUAAAGUAUACACUGCCAGAUCACACCAUAUCUUCAGGAAUAUCAAUUUUCAGGAAAAAACAUUCUAUGCAGGCUCACAAAGGGAGCUUUUGGGUUUGACAAGCAUGGAUGUAAAAGAAUUUAAAUUAACAGACUACCGUUGAUGAUUGAGGUAUACACACUUAAUAGAUGAGAGUUGAGAUUCUUUAUCUGAAACGUUUUGUUUAUUGGUGGAAAUAAAGUGGAGGGCUUUGUCAUGUGUUCCUUCCCCAUGUUGGGGAGGAUUGCAUGACAAGCCAAAAGGAUAUUUGAGUGGGAGGCUAUAAAAAAGUUGGCAUAAUUCAGCGUUUCCAGGUAGACCAUAAUGCACCAUUUAUCCCCCAAAAUUUUACACAAUCAUUGUCUUCGAUUUCUCUUGCAACAACUAUAACACCCAGGAGAAUCUGGAAACAUUGGUUAUGAAAAAUUUAGGGGGUCAAACAAGGUGCAUUGUGGUCUAUGUAAAAAUGUGAAUUGGAAGUAUGACGUAGCAAGCGACGUAAGGUUUGCAGUUCAAUGCCUGCUGGUGGUAUAGAACUGGGUUGCAGUGACGUUACAGGCAGUAUUUGUCAUUUUCAGACUUCAGUCAGUUUGCAGGGUGUUUCACAGGACUUAAGAUUUGUAAAUCCAUUUUUUACUCUUUGUAACAGAAUCAGUCGGCCCAGGCAAUCCAAGAGAGAGAUUUAGCCUUAAAGAAGAGCAAAAGACUUGAAGAAGAAAUUGAAACUAUCAGAGUUUAUUACAGGUUAGGAACUCCUCACAAAUUUGUUGUGACUUGUAAAACCUUUUGUCAGUGCUGACUGAAAUAAGAACGUUAAAGGCAAACGGCUGCUUGCAAGUUACCUCACUGUUCUAUAUUUUCAAAAACUCUACCAAGUUUUUUCAAGUGAAACGAGAACGAGGUCUCUUCGAUGACUAAAAUUUCUUUGUUACUUUACUUUUUACUACUUUAGUUUCUUUUUUUUUUUAAUCAUGAAUUAUUUUACAGUCUACACGGAUCCCUAACGCAAGAACAAUCUCUUCGCGACCAAUUCAACCAAACCAUGGAUAACUUUGAAAGUCGAUUAAGAGCCCGUGAUGUAGACAUCCAGCAAGCACAGCGGAGUUAUGAUGAAGUGGUUGCGAAACUUAAGUCAGUGUCACAGGAAAGAAACACGCUCGCUAAACAACUGGAGGAGUCUUCUAAAAACAGACAACGGGAGAAAGACAGAGCUGACAAGUAAGUUCAAGACAACUUAGUAGCACGGCAAUGAAGUUGAGCUACAAUCUUAAACAAGAUUGAUGGAACAUUUCGACCCCUCCCCCUUCCCUCCCCCUUUCCCCUUCUCUACCCCUUCCCCCCUCUCCCCUAGGUCAAGGAUAAGAUUAUUGGGCGUUUUGGCCUUUGAGCGGCUUUAUCCUUGAUUUAGGGGAGAUGGGGAGUGUGCUGUAGCAUUUUUGCUGCCCAAAAUUGUAGUGCGCAGUUGUUCUUUGUGUCGUCACGCAACGCAAGGAGCAUGGUUUCUUGAUGAAAAUAAGGUUUGGCUCCGUGUGAGACUACCGUUAAGUUUACAAUCUGAUCGCCCUCAUUCUCUCCUACUUGCCCUUUUUCUUACUCUCAAAUAUUAAGAACGGCGCAAGGAAGAGAACACAUAAAACAAAAUGGCGAGGAAACUGUCCCGUCUUCCCCCUUUUCUCAACCCCCUCUCUUUUCCGUUACUCUGUAAUUUUGCGCACAGGUUGCUUGUACUUCCUAAUUUACAGGCUGAAAUAUUGUUUACGAGGUUAGUCAGUCAUUGAAACCUACCAUGUACAUUUUUUAAUUUCCAUCUAUCCUCCAGCGUUAAGGGUGCCCAUUUUGUCCAACCUCGGUUAUAUUUCUCCCCCAAAAAACUAAAUUUACUCGCGCGUUACUAUAUUUGCUUUUUUAUUUGCUUUAUUUUUGUAGGUUAGAAAGAUUGGUCGGAGUUCUGCGCAAACGCAUUUUAGACUCGGGAGGAACAAGCGUAGCAACUAUCAACUAGAGGGAGGAGUGGGGAUAGGGCGAAGGAGUAAUAUUAGAGAGGUGGGGUGAGGAACGGUGGACCAUUAAUAGGUGUAUCUUAAGUAUCCCAGGAGCUUCGGGAAAAGGUUGCGAUCAAUGGACGCCUGAUUAUUAGAUGAAAGGGGGGUACAACUAGGUUCCCUUGCAAAGAGAUUAGAUUAUUUAUGUCUUCGGAAAGUGCCACCAAAGGGGAAGGAGUGAAUCGUUUGUGUCACUAGGGGGGAGUGGUGAGUCAGUAGUCUCUCUUCUCGGGACAGAGUAUUAGUGUAUAUAUUAUACAUGUGAGAUUAUAGCACGAAAAAUGAGCUUGUAUUUUACUCAUUUGUACUGAGAGAAUGAAUAUGAGACAAAAAAAUAAUCCUUUUGGAUCAGUUGUCUGAAAAAUAACCAAGAAACUAUGUCACUCUGUCAAGAAAUAUUUUAUUUGCGGCUUAAUCAAAGCUGUUUGUGUUUUGUUCAAUUACUGCUCAUUAACCCGUUUUGGUGUCUUAUUUGUUUCAUUUUUUGCCGGAGUAAAGGAGAUAUCAACAAAAGUACAAAAUUUUCUCCAUCUUCAAAUA